GCGCAGCAGAUAAAAUGGCGUUCAAAUGCAGCGGUAGCGACAGUACCGUUAUUGUGGCUGCCAUUGUUGUCGCAGUCGCACUGAGGCUUCACAUCUGUUUGGCAUUGGAUGUUUAUUUUCCCACCACUUCCGUGAAAUUCAAGCUGCCCCUCAAUGAGGAAUCGGAGAGCAUUUUCUCAAAGAUACCAUUGGCACAGUUUCAAGUGUUGCGCCUGGAUAACAAUCUGCCGGCCACUGACUAUAUCUACAGUCUGGAGGAUAAUCCUCUGUUGCGUCUCAAUGCCAGCUCCGGGGAGGUUUAUAUGCGCACCGAUUACCGACCUCUAAAUGAGAGUGUCAAAUAUGUAUUGACUGCAUUUCCGCGUAGCCAGGAUGAUGAUCAGGCCGAAGAGCUAUUGCAGCAGGUGGCACAUCUAACUCUGGAGGUGAUACCACAACCGUUAGCCGAUUACUGUGCCGAGUUGGAGCACAUUUGCUUUUGGACAGCCGCCCAUUACAGCAUUGCCGAGUCUACAAACGACCAGUUUGAACCGGUGCUGAUUGGUGCACUGAAUUCGCGUGCUGCCAAAUAUCUAUGCCCGCACAGAUCCCUCGAAUAUGCUUUGAAAGCAGGCAGUGCACACUUUGCCCUCAAACAGAAUCGCUUAUAUACAAAACACUCCUUGGAUCAUGAUGAACUGAAUGGUCUACAGGCUCAUGCCGGCCAACUGCAGGCAACCAUUUGUUGCACGGUGAAGAUAUCCGGACAGGAGCAGCGACAAUUUUGGAGAAGCUACAAUGUCACUUUGCUGGAUCGCAAUGACAAUGGACCACGACUACAAGAACGUCAGCCACACUUUAACUUUUAUCUGGAGCAGCCCUAUUUCAAUACGGAGGAGCCGGUGGGUGAGAAAAUCAUUUACCUGGACAAGGACACACUGGCAGCCAAUGCGCAUCUUGGCUACACCAUAUUAAAUGAUGCACUUGGACUUGUCCAGCCCGAUUGCCACGCCUUUGAGGCGGAUCACACGGGCAGGCCACACACCAUCAUCAGUUGCCAGCUGUACUUCUCGAGAAGCGGUGUCCUGCGGCAGACGCCUUACUGCAUCGAUUUGAUGGCUAGAGACAUGACAAUCAAAGCGAAGAAUGCAAACACAUCUGCGACGGCUCACAUCUGUCUGCAUGUGGACACGAGUCGGCUGCACGAGAGCGACCAGGAGCGUCCACAGGCGUUGCCAUUGCGUGUGCGCCAGCAGCGAAUCUUUGACAAUGCCGGCGACAUGCUGCACUCGGAUUUGGCUGGACGACGCCACCUGAGCAUCGACUAUGAGAAGGAUGUCUUUGUGCAUCGGGCCGCAGCUGCCUUUUAUCGUGUGGCACAGCCGGAAAACUUUGUGGAACUGUUGCGUCAGCGCAGUUGGCGUUUCUCCCUCGUCGAGGAUCGAAGUGGCGCCUUUGGACUCACGGAGACGGCGGGCAUUGUUUAUGUGCGCGAUGGAUUGGCCUUGGAGCAUGCACCGGAGACCAUAUACUUUCUGAAUGUGACCUGGCUGGAUGCUGAGAAGCAAUCGCACGCCUUUGUCAUCAAUAUACAUCUGGUGGAGGGCAGACCGGCGAAUGCCACCUGCGAGCUGAGACUUAAGUCGCGAACUCAGACCUGUGCCCAGGUCAAGUACCGUACGCAAUGUGGCAACUUUUGUGGCCUGGCCACCAAUGGAGGUCCGUGCAUGUGGCGCGGCUCUAGUGCAUCCAUGUUUGGACGCAACUAUGGCUCCUGUGUGCCCGAUGCUCGCUACUGUCCGGAUCAUGUCUGUGAUGCCUUGGAGGAGUUGAAUCCGCAUGCUUGUCCGCAGGAUUGCACGCCCUCCAGUCGCAUUGUGGGACCGCAUAGCACCAAUGAUUAUGGGCGUGGCAUACUAAGUGGAUCUGGAACCUGCAUCUGCGAGGACAAUGGCAAAUGCUCCUGUGGCCCACUGCCCGACGAGGGGGAGAUGAAUUCCCGACGUCAGCGCAAAAGCAAGAAUAAAACGGAUACCGAAGUGGUCAGUGUUGUUCCAAUGCAGGAGCAGGGUGACCAAGAGCAGGAUGCACUAACUCUGGGCGUACUCCAUUUGGCGGGCAUGGAAUGCAAUCGCUUCUGUAUACUCGUCGUCAUCAGUUGUCCGCUGAUCUUUGUGCUCCUGCUGAUCUGCCUGCUGCUCUCGCAGCGCAAGCUGUGGCAGCGACGCCGUGGCAAACAGUCGGUGACACCAGGUGGUAAGCAGGCACUACCCGCCAGUCUGGAGACAUUGGGCGGCGAUGGAGAUCUACCGCUGAUGCCGCUCCAGAGCGGCUUUAAGUUCGAGAGCGCCGAUACCAAGUGGGAGUUUCCGCGGGAGCAACUCCAGCUGGACAUUGUGCUGGGCGAGGGUGAGUUUGGACAGGUGCUUAAGGGCUAUGCCACCCAAAUAGCCGGUCUGCCCGGCGUCACCACCGUCGCCGUUAAAAUGCUGAAGAAGGGCGCCAAUUCGGUAGAGUACAUGGCCCUGCUCUCCGAGUUCCAGCUGCUGCAAGAGGUCUCCCAUCCCAAUGUCAUCAAGUUGCUCGGUGCCUGCACACAAUCGGAGGCGCCUCUACUUAUCAUCGAGUAUGCCCGCUAUGGAUCACUGCGAAGCUAUCUACGUCUCAGCCGGAAGAUCGAGUGCGCCGGCGUCGAUUUCAGUGACGGCGUCGAGCCCGUCAAUGUCAAGAUGAUGCUCACAUUCGCCUGGCAAAUCUGCAAGGGCAUGAACUAUCUAACAGAGCUUAAGCUGGUGCAUCGCGAUUUGGCAGCUCGUAAUGUUCUGCUGGCCGAUGGCAAGAUCUGCAAGAUUUCCGACUUUGGACUAACCCGCGAUGUCUACGAGGACGAUGCCUAUUUAAAGCGAUCCCGAGAUCGCGUGCCCGUCAAGUGGAUGGCUCCAGAAUCGCUGGCGGAUCAUGUGUACACCAGCAAGUCAGAUGUUUGGGCAUUUGGUGUUCUCUGCUGGGAACUGAUCACAUUGGGUGCCUCUCCAUAUCCUGGCAUAGCGCCACAGAAUCUCUGGUCACUGCUUAAGACAGGCUAUCGCAUGGAGCGUCCAGAGAACUGUUCCGAAGCUGUUUACUCGGUGGUGUGCACCUGCUGGGCGGAUGAGCCCAAUGCUCGACCCUCAUUCAAAUAUCUGGCAGCUGAAUUUGAAAAACUGCUGGGCAACAAUGCUAAAUACAUUGAGCUGGAGACGAAUGCUGUAUCCAAUCCACUUUACUGCAGCGACGAGGCAGCCUUGAUGCCUGGCAAUGGACUGGUUGAGGAACUAGGCGAACCGGAGUCACUGCAUCAUUUAUGGAAACCGCCAAAGAUGAACAUAUAUGAUAUACAGGAUUUGGGCAACAGUCGCGACGAGUCCAUUCCCGAUAUACAGACCACAUCGAUGGCUGCGAUGGCGCCUCCUGGCUACGAUUUGCCACGUCCCCUUAUCGAAGCCAGCACCACAGAGCAGGUGCUGCGAUAUGAGAACGAUCUUCGCUUUCCACUCAAUAUUCGCAAAUCGAGCUGCGCUCCCAGCUACAGCAACAUGACCAAUUGCAGUCAGGCUACGGCUUUGCCCCACUAUGCGGUGCCCGUGAAGCGUGGACGUUCCUAUUUGGACAUGACUAACAAUACGUUAAUACCGGAUAAUCUCGACAAUCGCGAUUUUGAGAAGCAUCUAUCCAAGACCAUCUCAUUUCGUUCCAGCUUGCUUAAUCUCAAGGAGCCCGAAUCGCCCCACGGACAGAUCGAGGAUGCUGUUUAAUUGCACGAAUGGUCAAUUUCGACUUGUGCUUUUUAGUUCAAAUUGUUUGUUAAUUAGUUUUAGAAAUAUGCUGAUGCCAGAAAUAACUCGAUUACUCUUCCCCACUUUCCAAAUGCUAGAAAUCU
This is a messenger RNA of Drosophila innubila, 3898 nucleotides long. RefSeq lists its product as uncharacterized. Gene Ontology annotation, biological process: cell surface receptor protein tyrosine kinase signaling pathway; positive regulation of kinase activity; protein phosphorylation. Gene Ontology annotation, cellular component: signaling receptor complex; axon. The record is from RefSeq and is a predicted model, not a curated record. Gene Ontology annotation, molecular function: ATP binding; transmembrane receptor protein tyrosine kinase activity. NCBI's taxonomy places the organism in Eukaryota, Metazoa, Arthropoda, Insecta, Diptera, Drosophilidae.